CGUCCUUUGGCCACCAGGGGACAUAAGCUUGACUGCGGACAGAGCAGGAACAGCAGAUAGCAGAUAGCUUCGAGCUAACGCUAGCUAUCAGAACAUCAUUAACUCCCCCGUCCGGGGCUUUAAUUAGACUUUAGUUCGGUAGCUCGUCCAGGGGCCGGCUUCUUUGGUCAAACAUGCAGAAAUAUGAAAAGCUUGAAAAAAUCGGAGAGGGCACGUACGGGACCGUUUUCAAAGCGAAAAACAGAGAAACCCACGAAAUCGUGGCUCUGAAGAGGGUGAGGCUGGACGACGACGACGAGGGGGUGCCCAGCUCUGCUCUGAGAGAAAUCUGCCUGCUGAAGGAACUCAAGCAUAAAAACAUAGUCAGGCUACACGAUGUUUUGCACAGUGACAAGAAGUUAACCUUGGUUUUUGAAUAUUGUGACCAGGAUUUGAAGAAGUAUUUUGACAGCUGCAACGGGGAUCUGGACCCUGAAACUGUGAAGUCGUUCAUGUACCAGCUGCUGAAAGGCCUUGCUUUCUGUCACAGUCGAAAUGUUCUUCACAGAGAUCUGAAGCCGCAGAAUCUUCUCAUCAACAGGAAUGGGGAGCUGAAGCUGGCUGACUUUGGGUUGGCCCGGGCCUUUGGCAUUCCUGUGAGGUGUUACUCAGCAGAGGUGGUGACCUUGUGGUACCGGCCUCCAGAUGUGCUGUUCGGUGCUAAACUGUAUUCUACCUCAAUCGACAUGUGGUCUGCUGGAUGCAUAUUUGCAGAGCUGGCUAACGCUGGAAGGCCUUUAUUCCCCGGUAACGAUGUGGACGACCAGUUGAAAAGAAUCUUCAGAUUGUUGGGAACGCCAACUGAAGAACAGUGGCAGACGAUGACCAAACUCCCCGAUUACAAGCCAUAUCCCAUGUAUCCAGCCACCACCUCGCUGGUGAACGUGGUCCCCAAACUAAGUAGCACAGGACGGGAUCUACUCCAGAACCUGUUGAAAUGUAACCCUGUCCAGAGGAUCUCUGCGGAGGAGGCCUUGCAGCACCCGUACUUUGCCGAUUUCUGCCCACCCUAAAUGCUACAUUUGCCUCUCAGUGAACUUCAGCCGCCAGAAUCAAAUCAUCCUUCACUCUGCUGGUUUCAUUCAGAUCAGUCCCCCACCGAGGCAAAAAAGUCCCUCACCGGUUUUCAAACACACUCCCCCCCUGCGAGUCGUUCUGUCGUGCCUCUGUGUGGAACAAAGUCCUCGCGGCUCUGCAAAGGUUUGAUGUUGUUGUAAGUUUGUCGAGCCAGUUUAAUUUCGUACUUUGCACACCUCCCAGUAAAUUAGCACUAAUGUGGGAGGGUGCACUUUGUGUCGCGUUGAAUAAAUUUUACACCUGCAGAAUUUUUUUCUUUAUAAACAAUGAGCCUCUGUUAUCCAAGAGAAGGAAAUUUGGCGUGUGACUUUUUAAAUAGUUGACCGUGAAUGAACAAAAGGCCCUUUGAGUCUGUGGUGAUCUGAAUCUAAAAUUCAAAGUGCCAGUGUUGUCGUCUGCAGCAGUUCCCCAAACAAACCUUUUGAUCAAUAAUGGUUCUGUUUCCCAUUUUAAUGUGCAGAGCAGUUUGGCCAGUGUGGUGUGUUAACAUUGGUGAUGACUGAAGCCUAAUGGGUAGUGGGAUUGUCAAGGCUAAUACCAAUAUUGAUAUUUUAAGAGCAAAAAAAAAGUAUCACAAAAAAAUAACCAAUCCUCAUCAAAAAUGUUUAAGUUUGAUAUUUAAAGAAUUUUGACCACAUACAGUACAUUUACAUUGGGCCAGAUAUUCUUAUUUUUUUUAAGUGCAAGUUAGAAAGACUAUAAUUUAAUACUUGGCAUUUCACAAUAGUAAGUUUUAUUGGCUGUCAUAUUCACUAUUACAGUUGUAUCCAUCAUCAAAUUGGCUCUAUUGGAGACCACAGAUUCCUCGGGCAGCUCAUGCUAACAAGUCGCUAUUUAAGAUAAGUCAUGUUAAAUAGAUGAGGCCGUUUAAGAAUCACAAGCAGCUGAUUUUCUUUCUUUUUUCAUGUUUUGAAAAUAGUUAAGGUUCAAGCCAAUGUUUCCCCUCUUUUUAUGCUUGUGUGUCAUUUUUUUACAGGUCUGUUUAAUUUGCCAUUAUUUCCUCAGAAGUUUCCUGGUUAGGUUCAUGUCAUUUGGUGCUAAUGACUGAGGAAAUAUUGUUGGAAUUUCUUUUAAAAUAACUGCUCCAUUUAAACUAGAGUACAUAUUAAUCUAUUAUCCACUUAUUACUGGAAAAGCUUUUUCUAUCUGUGAUCUAAAAUGUAUUUUUAGCUGCACACAGAAUUCACAAACUGUUAAUCGGGAUUAAUUUAUUGGAACUGUAUUAAUUGACACUCUCCUUCUAUUUAGGGCCAAAUUAUGUACAUCUGUCCUGGAAACAUCCUAGGAAAUGACAAAUGUGUUACUGUUAUUUAAUUUUUUAUAUAUAUUAACUUAAGAGCUGAACACACUUCACACUUCUAUUUCUACAUCGCAAUGUCCCACUAACUAUUACAAGAUUGUAUAAUAGCAUGGGAAGCUAAUUUAUAAUUUUUCUUUUUAUUUCCCAUUUUGUAUUUUGUCUUUUGUGCACUUUUUAAAUGACGGUUUUAUUUUAAACCGUUCAGUCAUCAAUAUUGUUAAAUAUGUUGAACACUGACAGCCAGGAUUAUAGCCGGAUAUAUAUAUAUGUUAAUGACUAGUGGACCAUUUGUGACACACUUCUAUUUUUUGACUGAUAUAUCAUCUUUAUCAUUAUGAUAAUGUCUUUUAGCUUUUCUAAACUGCUUUUGUAUUAGUGAAAUUAGAGAUGUUAAAAAAAAGGCAGGUCAUCUCAUGAUAAUCUGUAUUUUCAUAUGAUUUUGGUUACUCAUUAUGUUAACAUGGUCAACAGCGUGCAGUGUUAUGUUACUUCAGAUUAUUACAGUGCUACUUGUCCCAUAAAGUACAACAUGAUGAGCUGUGUUUGAAGUAACUGUCCUAAUAGGGAUUUAUUUUCAUUUUGCUGACGUAAGACAAGGUAAUGGAUGCAUGUAUUUAUUAAUGAUGGGAAUGUCUGCUUCUUUUUUUUAAACAUUUGUUUAAACGUAGCACAAGUUCAUUUGGUACAGAAACUCCUUCCGAAUGAUUUAAACAAUACUUCUGUAGUGUGUAGCGGCCGCUUUCGGAUUUCAAAUGUUGAAGGCUGUGUGUGGAUUAAGUUAAAAUCAAAAUACACAAAAAGAAACUGCUGUCAUUAUUUCAUUAUCUCGUGAUGACGGGACAUUUCAAACUUGGAUAAUUUAAAUUCUAAAUGAAAAGUGGAGAUUGCACUUUGCUAGUGUAUUUGCUUUUUAGGUAGAACUUGGGAUGAAUAUUGUCACUUGCUCGUUUUUUUGUGUGUAUUUCAGCCAAUUCUUGAAGGUGUUCAGUAAAGUCGACAUAAAUACGU
Messenger RNA from Scophthalmus maximus (turbot), 3424 nucleotides. It is a transcript of the gene cdk5, whose product is annotated as cyclin-dependent kinase 5. Gene Ontology annotation, molecular function: cyclin-dependent protein serine/threonine kinase activity; ATP binding. NCBI's taxonomy places the organism in Eukaryota, Metazoa, Chordata, Actinopteri, Pleuronectiformes, Scophthalmidae. Gene Ontology annotation, cellular component: nucleus; cytoplasm. Bases 174 to 1052 code for a protein of 292 amino acids. Gene Ontology annotation, biological process: neuron apoptotic process; axonogenesis; synaptic vesicle transport. The record is from RefSeq and is a predicted model, not a curated record. The transcript has 12 exons.